AACGGCCAGCCAAGGCAGCAACACUGGGCGAACAAGGAGAGCAACGCUGUGCGCAAGCGCGGCUAUAUAUGCGUUCCCGUGUCUUCAAUAAACGCUUCUUCGUGUGGUGAUCACGGUGUGCAUUACGCUCGAUACAUGGUGUCAGAAGUGUAGCUCGCUCACGGACCAUGACCGACCUACCCCCGCCUGAGCCACUGCAAGUGGGCGACAACGCAGCGGCGUCCUGGCAGACAUUCAAGCAACGCAUCGAGCUGUACCUGAUAGCAACGGAGCCCACGAAGCCACGCAGUAAGGAGCAGAAAGCUGCAAUUUUUUUGCAUGUUGCGGGUCAAGAAGCUAUUGACGUGUUUAAUACCCUGAACCUAUCACCGGAGGAAGCUAAUGACUACGACGCGUUGGUUAAAGCGUUUGAAAACUACUGCUUGCCUAAGCGUAAUGAGACUUACGAACGCUAUGUGUUCCGCUCGCGUCGUCAGGCACACGGAGAGCCAUUUGAACAGUUCUUUCGGGAUCUGCAACUAAAAGCAAGAACGUGCAACUUUGGGGAUUUGCGAGAUUCCAUGCUGCGGGACCAAAUCGUGUAUGGCAUUUGCAGCACUUCCCUGCGAGAAAAACUUCUUCGAAAGAAAGACUUGACGCUGGUUACAGCAGUAGAAUGCUGCAAAGCUGAGGAACUUGCCGAAUCGCAAAAUAGGGCGUGGAUGGAGGAAAACAAGAUUGAACCUGUUUCACGAACGCAAGCGAAACGCGGGCGCCAAAAAUGCCGGUACUGCAACUUCUCGCACGCGCCAAGGAAGUGUCCGGCGUUCGGCAAGACAUGCAACAAGUGCACGAAGCCUAAUCACUUCGCCGCCUGCUGUACAAGCAAGCGAGCAGCCGUUGAUGACGUGUUCGAAGGAGCGGAGAGUGGCAGUGACUUCGACGUUCUGGAGAUCAGCACGACGGAAAGUAAGCGUGGCCCCGAAAGUCGCGACUGGAUUAUAACAACGAACAUUGAAGGAACUGAUGUGCAGCUGAAGGUCGAUACGGGAGCGCAGGCUAACUUGUUGCCGCGUUCGCUGUUCAAAAGGCUCGGAACUAAGCAGCAGCCGUACCCCACGAGGAGCAUCCUGCGCCAUUAUGGGGGUGGCGAAAUACCACACAGUGGCAAGGUUCGCCUCGCCGUGCAGUUAGACAAACGGCGUGUGCUACUUGAGUUCUUCAUAGUAAAGAAGAAGCAAGCCAUUCUGGGCCUCGGGGCAAGUGAGCAACUUGGUCUGGUCAACAGAGUGAACGCGGUGGACAGCAGCGAGGCAUAUGGAAGCCUAAAGCAGGCAUUCCCGAGGUUAUUCACUGGCAUUGGCAGGACGCGGUGCGAGUACAAAAUGGUGCUUCGAGAGGACGCUGUCCCUGUGGUACAGCCAACCCGGCGUGUACCUUUCGCCCUCAAGAAGCCACUUAAGAAAGAACUUGACCGGAUGAAUGCUGCAAACAUCAUCGAGAAGGUGGAAGAACCAUCAGACUGGUAUGUUCCAGGCAGCAAAUUGGUUGUUGCUGACACAUUGUCACGAAUCCCAUCACGGGAACAACCAGAAAAAGGCACAACGGACGUUGAAGUUCAUGCCGUGGGCGCCCUGACUGCCGUCGUCGGACCAGCCACCCUAUCCCGUCUGCAGGUAGCAACUGCCAGUGAUGCAACGGCGCAAGACGUCAUCUCCAGGCUGCAGUCAUCAAUGCCUAUAGAAGUUUCAAGUCCACGUUUUCCCAGGUCCAAUGGGCUCGCCGAGAAGGGCGUACAAGUGGUCAAGCGGCUUCUGGGCAAGACUGAGACCAAGAAAGAGGACUUCUAUUUGGGCCUUCUCAACUACAGGGUGUGUCCUCUCGAAGAUGGCCGUUCACCAUCGGAACUGCUAAUGGGACGAAGUCUAAGAACGCUACUUCCAAAUUUUUCAGCGUCAUCCUCAGGUCUCGUUCAAAAACAUGUUCAGGCAAGGACCUCAGGAAGACCACUACCUCCGCUACAGAAGGGAGACGUCGUCCGAAUCCUCCGAAAUGGUAGAUGGGAUAUCAAAGCGCAAGUCCAAGAUCUCGUGGCCCCGAGAUCGUACACCGUUCUGACUGAGGAUGGCCGGAUUUUCCGUCGAAAUAGACAGCACCUUCGCAAAACACCAGAAGCGUUCUAUCGAACCAUCCAUUACCAGGCGGACGACUGCGACGACGCCCCUGAUUCAUCUCCGAGCGCUGUCACACAGCAGAGGCAAGAACCUCCGCAGGCCACACAGGACCGACCACCAGCAGGCACACCAGGAGUGCCCAACAUUGCAGAUUCACUGCGACGAUCUACCAGACCGCGAAGACCCCCAGACCGCCUGGCCUACACGCACGGGUUCCAGCAGACUGAAACAGCCUAGGAGUGUCGACUGCUACGCAUCGAUGUUG
This is a messenger RNA of Dermacentor silvarum, 2418 nucleotides long. RefSeq lists its product as uncharacterized. NCBI's taxonomy places the organism in Eukaryota, Metazoa, Arthropoda, Arachnida, Ixodida, Ixodidae. The coding region runs from base 168 to 2390 and encodes 740 amino acids. The record is from RefSeq and is a predicted model, not a curated record. The transcript has 3 exons.